Molecule: messenger RNA, 1699 nt
Organism: Trichomycterus rosablanca
Lineage: Eukaryota; Metazoa; Chordata; Actinopteri; Siluriformes; Trichomycteridae
Gene: impdh1a
Product: IMP (inosine 5'-monophosphate) dehydrogenase 1a
Exons: 14
Coding region: 1-1638 (545 amino acids)
Biological process (GO): GTP biosynthetic process
Cellular component (GO): cytoplasm
Molecular function (GO): IMP dehydrogenase activity
Source: RefSeq, a predicted model, not a curated record
AUGGCUGAUUAUCUGAUCAGUGGAGGAACCGGGUAUGUUCCAGAAGACGGACUUACUGCCCAGCAGCUGUUUUCAAUAGGAGACGGUCUCACCUACAAUGAUUUCCUGAUCCUGCCUGGAUUUAUUGACUUCACCUCAGAUGAAGUGGAUCUGACCUCUGCUCUGACAAAAAAGAUAACCCUGAAGACCCCGCUCAUUUCUUCUCCAAUGGACACUGUAACUGAAUCAUCCAUGGCCAUCACUAUGGCGCUCAUGGGUGGAAUUGGUAUCAUUCAUCACAACUGCACACCAGAGAUCCAAGCAAAUGAAGUUCGGAAAGUUAAGAAAUUUGAGCAGGGCUUUAUCACAGAUCCAGUAGUGAUGAGUCCUAGGCACAUGGUCAGCGAUGUUUUUGAGGCUAAGGUACGGCACGGCUUUUCCGGGAUCCCGGUCACAGAAACUGGAAAAAUGGGAAGCAAGCUGGUAGGAAUCGUCACGUCACGAGACAUCGAUUUCCUUUCAGAAAAAGACUAUGACAGACCGUUGGAGGAGGCGAUGACUAAGAGGGAGGAUUUGGUUGUAGCACCAUCGGGUGUUACUUUAAAACAGGCCAAUGAAAUACUUCAGCGCAGCAAGAAAGGUAAGCUACCUAUUGUCAACGACAGUGACGAACUGGUGGCUAUAAUAGCUCGUACUGACCUGAAGAAGAACAGAGAGUACCCAUUAGCCUCUAAAGAUUCCAGAAAACAGCUGCUGUGUGGUGCGGCCAUUGGCACCAGAGAAGACGACAAGUACAGACUGGACCUGCUCGUGCAGGCUGGAGUGGAUGUGGUGGUGCUGGAUUCUUCUCAGGGAAACUCAGUGUUAGAAAUCAGCAUGAUCAACUACAUCAAACAGAAAUAUCCUGAGCUACAAGUAGUGGGGGGCAAUGUUGUUACUGCUGCUCAGGCCAAGAAUCUAAUCGAUGCUGGUGUAGAUGCUCUCAGGGUGGGGAUGGGCUGUGGAUCCAUCUGCAUCACACAAGAAGGUCUGUGUGAUACCAACAUACCGGAUUCUAAUAAUUCUGGAUCUGUUAUGAUUUUUCCUAAGUGUUUAAAGACUUUAGUUUACUUUCUUGCAGUGAUGGCAUGUGGGAGACCACAGGGCACCUCUGUAUAUAAGGUAGCAGAGUACGCCCGCCGUUUCGGUGUGCCAGUCAUCGCAGAUGGUGGUAUUCAGACAGUCGGCCAUGUAGUGAAGGCUCUUGCUUUGGGAGCGUCCACAGUGAUGAUGGGCUCCUUGCUGGCAGCAACCACAGAAGCUCCUGGCGAGUAUUUUUUCUCAGACGGAGUGAGGCUGAAGAAGUAUCGUGGCAUGGGCUCGCUAGAUGCCAUGGAGAAGAACAGCAGCAGCCAGAAACGAUACUUUAGUGAAGGUGAUAAAGUGAAGGUAGCUCAGGGAGUUUCAGGUUCAGUUCAGGAUAAAGGCUCCAUCCAUAAGUUCGCCCCAUACCUCAUCGCUGGAAUCCAGCAUGGCUGCCAGGAUAUAGGAGCAAAGAGUCUGUCCAUCCUACGUUCCAUGAUGUAUUCCGGUGAGCUAAAAUUCGAGAAGAGGACCAUGUCUGCCCAGGUGGAGGGGGGCGUCCAUGGCCUGCACUCUUACGAGAAGCGAUUAUACUGAGGGUCGCAGUGGAGGCCAUACGACCACAACCGGGACCAAACAAGACUGACUUCUCUUCUCG